AUGGCGCCCAACCUCUUCCUCUGUUUGCGGAUGGCUCUCUGCCCCCUCUACUGGUUCCAGCGCGGGGAACGUAUUCAGGGAUCCAUCCACCGCGAAGAACACUGGGAAUCUCCUGUCCCGGGUAUCUACAAAUACAUUCCCGGCCGUGGAUGGCACCUGAUCUGCAAGGAUGGCAACGAAUACGACGAGAAAGCUCCAGUCCCUCUGGUUUAUUGUCGCAUCCUUCACCGCCACAUUUUCGAACACGAGAUGGAAGAACGAUGCCAGUGGCAUUCGGUCACCAUCGACGGUGCCGAAACCGAAAGAUUUUUGUUCUUCCGCCUGGACGAUGGCUGUACCUACGUGACCGGAUGGGACGCUAAAGGCAAAUUCAUCCCGGGUCCCUACCAGAAAUACUACUUGGACCCGGAAACGCACACCAUGCGUCACAUCCUGUUCCCCGAGAGCGCGAACGUCUCUCGGUGCAGCAGCAUUCUCCCGAAUAAAAUGGAGUAA
Aspergillus steynii IBT 23096 is the source of this 495-nucleotide messenger RNA. RefSeq lists its product as uncharacterized. The transcript has a single exon. The record is from RefSeq and is a predicted model, not a curated record. Bases 1 to 495 code for a protein of 164 amino acids. Lineage: Eukaryota; Fungi; Ascomycota; Eurotiomycetes; Eurotiales; Aspergillaceae.